Molecule: messenger RNA, 3141 nt
Organism: Stegostoma tigrinum
Lineage: Eukaryota; Metazoa; Chordata; Chondrichthyes; Orectolobiformes; Stegostomatidae
Gene: trmt61b
Product: tRNA methyltransferase 61B
Exons: 7
Coding region: 33-1550 (505 amino acids)
Biological process (GO): tRNA methylation
Cellular component (GO): tRNA (m1A) methyltransferase complex
Source: RefSeq, a predicted model, not a curated record
AAGUCAGUGCAGAGUGAGGAAUCUGGCUGGCAAUGUGCAAAUGCUCCGGGCUGCAAAGUAAUAGACAACAGCACGGAUUUCACUGCGGGGAGAAAAUGCUGCGUCCAGUGAGAACAAUGUGCAAAGCAGCCCAUUGCUUUCAGGUGCAGUUUGGAGCUAAAUGCAGUUACUCUUCUCCAUGCACCGGUGCCCGGCUGCCCUUCAAUAGGAACCUUGUGUCGCUUGUGUCCAGCUCAGGGGCUGGAGAUGAAGGGGAAAAAGAUGGAUCAGAACCAGGAAGGGAGCUGGGAGCUGGGCAGUGUGGGCCAGCCUGGACAUGGACAGGAAGAACGGCUCAGCUCCCGAGGAGACGUUCCCUAUCGCCGCUGGAACGGGUCAGCAGCCUGAUCCCACAGGAGAUGCUGUCCCAGGAGGUAAUGGACCUGCAGCAGAUAAACCAGGAGCCAGGCCCAAAAGAUUACACAGCAGCAUCCAUGCCCUCUGCACCCACAGGAUGGCAGGCAGCAUCAGAGUGCAGCUGGCAUCUACCCCAGGAGGAGGUCCCUGGUCAGGUGGACAGUGCUUGCCAACCGAACCCUCCACACAGAGAAGUGCCCUUUAAACCUGGGGAUGUAGUGCUGGUGGAGUUCCGCAGGAGACGCUGCUUGGAGCUGCAAAAGAUGUUCAACUUGGUGAAGGAUGGGAAGUUGCACAAUCAGUGGGGCAUGCUGUCCCACCAGGAGAUCCUAGGACAUCUCCCCGGCCAAGUCUUCAGGACCUCCACUGGCUUUAAGUUUAUCUUGAGGAGGCCAUCGCUGGAGGAAUUUGUGCUGCUCAUGAAGAGAGGACCAGCCAUUUCUUAUCCUAAAGACAUUAGUGCCAUGCUGAUGAUGAUGGAUAUUGGUAGUGGGGACCAUGUUUUGGAGUCUGGUUCAGGAUCCGGAGCAAUGACACUGUUUCUAUCCCGAACAGUGGGAUCUUCUGGGCAUGUGUAUAGUUUUGAAGUAAGACCAGAUCACUACUCCAAUGCAAAAAGAAAUUACCAGCGCUGGCGGAAUGCCUGGAAAGUGGCUCAUGAGAACGAGUGGCCAAAUAACGUUGAAUUCAUUAAUAAAGAUAUUGUAACUGCCACUGAUGAUAUCCAAGGAAUGAUGUUUGACGCUGUCGCUUUGGAUAUGCUGAGUCCACAACUUGCUUUGCCUGUUGUCUAUAAACAGCUCAAGCAAGGUGGAGUCUGUGCAGUAUAUUUAACAAAUAUUACCCAGGUUGUUGAUCUGUUGGAAGGAAUACGCAGCUGCCAGUUAUUCCUCUCUUGUGAGAAGAUCUUGGAGGUCAUUCACAGGAAUUGGCUUGUUGCACCAGCUCUACGGAAGGAUGGCAGCACAGCACCCCGAGUGAAACCGCAAAACAAUGUGUACAACGAGUCUGAGGAUGAACAAAGAAAAGAUGGAACCAUGCUCCUGGAGGUUAACGGUGAAGAGGAAGACAGUAAGCCUUUUUGCACAAUACCUUAUAUCGCCAGACCUCAUCAUGAACAAGUUUCUCACACAGGCCAGGCCCAGGAGAAGUGAGAUGGAAUGAAGGUUUUGAUUACAUCUCUUCUGCCUCAAUCUUACCAAUUCAAUGUUAAAUUGCAGGAGAAAAGGACAAAUGCUCCAAGCCUGCAGGAUCCAGUUGAAAAAUGCAAAUCAUACCUCAAUGACAUUGUUCGGACUGAACCAGAGGCUAGUUUGAAGGGGGGGGGGGCAACGUUAGUUAGCCCUCCAAGUCAAACCUGCUUGAAUCAAGCUGAACUUAGGUUCAGUAAUUAAAAAUGAUCAUAUCCAGACCACAAAAUAAUUGCUGGUUUACUCCACUGAUUUAGGCAUGCAUUCCCUAUGUCAUAUGAAAAGAAAGAAAGAUGGCAUUACAACACAAACGAGGGACCCAUUUCAAGUCCCUCCUGCACCAGAGGUUUGUAAUAUCAUUUCUGAACAGAUCAAUUAGAAAAAAAUAAGUUAGAUUAAAAAAAACUUUGUUUUACUCUCAUCACCUCUGGGCUUACUCUACACUCCCAUCACUUAACCUAGCUAUCUGUUACUGUUUCUGCAAUUCGCCACUCCCUACUUCUUGCCAGUCAGUAAUAUGUCACUUUUGGACAUGUAUAUACGUAAAUCAGGAUUUAAAAUUACUCCAGCGAGUUUACUACUUGUUCAGACCUGACCAUGCCUGAAUAUACCACCCAGAAUUAAAAAGGCCUGCUCUCCUUUAGGAGAAAGAUUGGGAAAUAUUUAAAAGUAUUAGAAGGUAUAAGGUAGAACAGGACAGUGGAACUAGCUUUGGACUGCUUAGCAAAGGGCUAACAGAGACACAAAGAGCUAAAUAAAAUUUAAAGCUACCAUUUCUUUUAUUCACUCAUGCGAUUUGUUGGAAAUUUAUAGCUGCCACUGAGGAGGUGGUGGUGAGUUAAUCUUUUGAACCAUGUCCUAUAGGUGCACCCCAGGUGCAGUUAAACUAGGGUGUUGACCCAGUGACAGUGAAGGAACAGAUACAGUUCUAAAUCAGGAUUGUGCAUUUCUUGGAGAAGUCACAAGUGGUACUGUUCCUGUGCACUUGCUGUCUUCGUCGAUAUAGCUAGAGAAGGUCAGGAUUGGUAAGGUACAGUCAUGGGGAACUUAACUGCAGCGAAUCAUGGAGAUAUGCACCAUUGGUGGAGGGAAUGAGUGUUCAAGGUAAUGAAUGGGAUGUUGAUCAGGUAAGCUGAUUUGUCGAGGAUAAUGUUGAGUUCUCAGUUGUUGUUUAUACUACAGUCAGAGGUGAUUAUAGUAGUACAUCAUGCUCCUGACAUGCCUUCCAGAAAUUGAACAUGGUUUAGGGAAACAGUUGCUGAAGGAUUCCCAACAUUUGGUGUAUUUUUACAGCCACAGUAUUUAUACCAACAUGGUGCCAGCUGAGUGAGCAAGCUCCUCAGCCAGGGCGAGUCCAGUCUGUACAUUCUUUCCUUUUUUCAUUUUUCCUCUCCAAGUUUUUUUUUAAGAAAGUGUUUUUGAAAAACUCACCUCAGAGCAGCAGCGCAGAGCAGGCUGGAGGCAUGGAGUAGAGCAGGCCGGAGUAGAAGGUCCGAGUGAUGGAGGGAUGGCUAGCGGGCUGCAGGCCUGAGUGGAUCUGAGUUGGCCAGUGUAC